GGCACAGCGGCUCCUCCCCCGUGGCCCGGCACUCGCCCUGCGCGCUCCGGCUGGCUGGGCGGCGGCGGCGGCCUUGGGGGCGCGCGCUGAGGGCGGGCUCGCGGGCAGCAGGUGGGCGGGGUGCGGGCGGGCAGGGGGCUGCCAGGCUGCUCUCGGCCGGGCGCGGCCGGCCGUGUGGCAUGGACUUCAACAUGAAGAAGCUAGCGUCCGACGCGGGCAUCUUCUUCACCCGUGCUGUGCAGUUCACAGAGGAGAAGUUCGGGCAGGCUGAGAAGACUGAACUUGAUGCUCACUUCGAGAACCUUCUGGCCCGGGCAGAUAGUACCAAGAACUGGACAGAGAAAAUCCUGAGACAGACAGAGGUGCUGCUACAGCCCAACCCCAGUGCCCGAGUAGAGGAGUUCCUGUAUGAGAAGCUGGACAGGAAAGUGCCCUCAAGGGUCACCAAUGGGGAACUGCUGGCUCAGUACAUGGCAGAAGCGGCCAGUGAGCUGGGGCCCACUGCCCCCUAUGGAAAGACACUGAUCAAGGUGGCAGAAGCUGAGAAGCGCCUGGGAGCCGCAGAGAGGGAUUUUAUCCACACAGCCUCCAUCAACUUCCUCACACCCUUGCGGAACUUCCUGGAAGGUGACUGGAAGACGAUCUCGAAGGAGAGGAGGCUCCUCCAGAACCGCCGUCUGGACCUGGAUGCCUGCAAAGCCCGGCUAAAGAAAGCCAAGGCCGCAGAGGCCAAAGCCACGACGGUGCCUGACUUUCAGGAGACUAGACCUCGUAAUUACAUUCUCUCGGCCAGCGCCUCCGCGCUUUGGAAUGAUGAGGUGGAGAAGGCGGAGCAGGAGCUCCGAGUAGCCCAGACAGAGUUUGACCGGCAGGCAGAAGUGACCCGGCUCCUGCUGGAGGGCAUCAGCAGCACUCAUGUGAACCACCUCCGAUGCCUCCAUGAAUUCGUUGAGUCUCAGACAACUUACUACGCGCAGUGCUACCGUCACUUGCUGGACUUACAGAAACAGCUGGGCAGCUCCCAGGGAGCCAUAUUCCCAGGCACCUUUGUGGGCACCACAGAGCCCGCCUCCCUGCCCCUGAGCAGUACCUCGCCUACAACCACUGCUGCCACCAUGCCUUUGGGUCCAUCUGGGGCAGGCCUGGUCCCACGGGGGGAGGCUGCCCUCUGCCUUGAAGAGGUGGCCCCACCUGCCAGCGGCACCCGGAAGGCGAGGGUGCUCUACGACUACGAGGCAGCUGACAGCAGUGAGCUGGCCCUGCUAGCGGAUGAGCUCAUCACUGUCUACAGCCUGCCCGGCAUGGACCCUGACUGGCUUAUUGGCGAAAGGGGCAACAAGAAGGGCAAGGUCCCUGUCACCUACUUGGAACUGCUCAGCUAAGCGGGCCUCCACCCAGGCCCCUGCCCGUUCUGGCCCUGGCAGAAGAGGGGGCAGCCUUGCCUCUUGUCUCAUCUGUUGGUGACCCAGCUGCUCAGGGUGGGGAGACUGACCUCAUUCUGUCUUUGCCCUUGGUCAUCCAGCUGUGAGGGAGCCCCAGAGGCUGAAUGACCCCGGUCCCUCUCCCAGCUCUGCUUUUGACUUGUGGCUCUGGAGCUCUCAACCCCACCUGCACCCCCAGAGCACCCAGUCCUCUUGGCUCCUGCUAAAGAGGGAGGGGACCACAUUGGGGGGUAGCCACAAUUGGCCUAGAAGCCAGGGGGGUAGCCUUGGAUAAGAACACACCACCUUUUUGUUGCCAAAAGCAGCAAGGGGAAAACGGGAGGUGUGUGGCACCCCAGGGAUAGCCCCCUCUGGCCAGACUGGAGCCGGAGGAGCCUGGCUGAAGGCAGGGCUGGCCUGUGAGCAUCUCCCCGGUGCUACCCUUCCCCCAGCUCAAGCCAAGGAUGGCGGCUGCAGCCUGCACUUCACCACUUUUUAACAGUCUUUUUACUCUGCCUGUCUGCUUGCUCUCUAGCCAGUCAGUAACAAACAAUAAACCCUCCUUUCUGUG
Molecule: messenger RNA, 1992 nt
Organism: Erinaceus europaeus (western European hedgehog)
Lineage: Eukaryota; Metazoa; Chordata; Mammalia; Eulipotyphla; Erinaceidae
Gene: SH3GLB2
Product: SH3 domain containing GRB2 like, endophilin B2
Exons: 12
Coding region: 180-1382 (400 amino acids)
Biological process (GO): membrane organization
Cellular component (GO): membrane; cytoplasm
Molecular function (GO): protein binding
Source: RefSeq, a predicted model, not a curated record